Molecule: messenger RNA, 1004 nt
Organism: Medioppia subpectinata
Lineage: Eukaryota; Metazoa; Arthropoda; Arachnida; Sarcoptiformes; Oppiidae
Source: the annotation of a GenBank genome assembly
AUAAAUAUUGUGCACCACUUCUGCAUUUGGCGGGCAUUCGGGUCAGUGUUGUGGUGACCGAAGAGGAGGGUCAGGCGCGCGACCUCAUGGAGAUCAUGGACAACACGGACGCCGUGUUGAUCGCCGGCGGCAACGGCACAGUUCACGAAGUGGUGACCGGUCUGUUGCGGCGCACAGACGGCCGCCCGGGUGUCCAUCAGUACCCGAUCGGUAUACUGCCGGUCGGCCGCCGCAAUACCAUCGCUGUCAACGUGAAUGGUGUCCGCGACAAACACCUCAAGCCUUACGAACUGUUAGCCGAGUGCACCCUCUCUGCCAUCCGUGAAGUGUUAAAACCGGUGGAUGUGAUGAGAAUUGAGGGCACGAAAGGCCGGCCGGUGUUCGCGUUGGAAGAGUUCAACUGCGGCCGACUUCGGGACACACUGUCUGUGGCCGACGGGUACUGGUAUUUGGGCGCUUAUCUCAAGCCGUAUUUGGCUUUCGCUUUCAAUACGCUUAGAAGACUGACGGCAGUGGAAGGGGUGAGCAUAUCGUACAGCAAUUCCUGUGACGGAUGCUCUAAAUGCUACCAACGCUACGAACGUGAGGCCCCGGGAGGUGUUGGGCUGGCGGAGGGGCCGACCCGUUGGUGGCACGUAUUUAUGCCACGAAAGGGCGCCGACACUCGCGGCCCGACUCAACCGAAGCGUGACUUAAAGGCUAUCCAUAACUCGGAGUGCGGCCAGUGGUCAACGCUGGCCGAGACGGGCGCCGACAACGUCCUCAUCCAGAAUACAAAUGAAUCCAAACUGAAGCUAAUUAUUCACAGCCAGCCCUCAGCGCACCGGCAAUUCAUAAACGAUGGGUGCGUUUAUCUCAAUGCCGAGCCGUUGGCUGUGGAGGGGAUGAGUCCCGGCGUACAACUGAUCGAAGCGAUGGAUAUUAAUAUAGAUUUGGCCGAAGAUAAGAGUGGCGGCAACGAUGGCAACGACGACCAGACAGUUGUCGAUCAAACGAUGGAUCAA